This is a messenger RNA of Wasmannia auropunctata (little fire ant), 1400 nucleotides long. RefSeq names its product pyrimidodiazepine synthase-like. Bases 377 to 1108 code for a protein of 243 amino acids. Lineage: Eukaryota; Metazoa; Arthropoda; Insecta; Hymenoptera; Formicidae. Gene Ontology annotation, molecular function: glutathione dehydrogenase (ascorbate) activity; glutathione transferase activity. The transcript is spliced from 5 exons. The record is from RefSeq and is a predicted model, not a curated record. Gene Ontology annotation, biological process: glutathione metabolic process. Gene Ontology annotation, cellular component: cytoplasm.
CAAAGUUCCAAAUGUUCCAAUACUUCCAAUAUCUACUCCGUCCACUUUCAAGCUUCUGUUCCCAACGACCCAACCUUUCUCCCCGGCGAGAUACAGCGACGUUGUCGGAGAAUUACUGAUAGAAAGUAAAAAAAAAUAAACAAAAAAAAUGUCAAUGAACAUAGAAGGCGCCUAAGUGCUCCGUGAUGCAUAAUCCUUCUCUUUCUCUCUCACAUGUGUACGCGUGAUAGCUGCGCGUGUGAAGAUACACAAGUACUUGCACUGUCAUCGAUAUUUAUUCCUCGCUCCGGCCGGUUAACGGAAUGUUAAGCGUUAUUUAGAACGGCGGGACGAAAAUCUUUCUGAGCGCGUUCGACGGCUGGAUACGAGCAUCAGGAUGAGCGAGAAGCAUCUGAGCGCCGGAUCGGUACCACCGCCCCUCGUAUCCGGCAAAAUACGCCUGUACAGCAUGCGCUUCUGCCCGUACGCGCAAAGAAUUCACCUGGUGCUGGACGCCAAGCAAAUUCCAUACGAUGUAGUAAAUGUGAAUCUAACGACCAAGCCGGACUGGUUGAUAGAAAAGAGCCCGCUUAAUAAAGUUCCCUGUAUCGAACUGGAAGAUGGAGAAACCCUGUAUGAGAGCCUAAUUAUCGCCGAUUAUCUGGACGACGCGUACACUCAAAACAAACUAUAUCCAAGUAAUCCUUUAGCAAAGGCUAAAGAUAAGUUACUGAUCGAUAGAUUUAAUACAGUGAUAACGACUAUGUAUAAGGGACUCUACUCAGAAGCGGCAUUGGCACAGGAAAUAUUCAACGAGGCGUUAGCUGGCCUGGAACUCUUUGACCGGGAGUUGGCGAAGAGAGGAACUCCCUUUUUCGGAGGCAGCAAACCCGGCAUGCUGGACCUGAUGAUAUGGCCGUGGUGUGAAAGAGCGGACUCAAUGAGAAUUAUAAAGGGGGAGCAGUUUGCCAUACCUCGAGAUCGUUUCUUACGACUGCUCGAAUGGAGAGUCGCCAUGAAAGAAGAUCCUGCGGUGAGCGGCAGCUUCCUGGAAGCCGAAGUGCACGCCAAGUACAUGCGUAGUCGUCUAGCUGGGACACCUCAGUACGAUUUAAUAGCUAACAGCUAAAGAUAAUCCAGCCUAUUGCCCAUUCCGUCUUACGAUGUCUUGAGUUCAAACGAUACGCCACUUCGUACGUUGUCAUUUCAGCACACCACAUAUAGUAAAUUACAUCCAUAUACUUAAAUAUAUAUACAUGAUAUACAUAUACAUAUAUAUUUUAAAAAAUAAAAUUGAUGUUUGUGUAAUAUAUAUGUAUACCUGAAACAGAUACUAACUAGUUUAUAACAAAGAGCAUUUAUCUUAAUUGUUAUGUUGGUUAACAUGUGAAAAUAAAAAUUUCUUUUGCUACUAAAAAUUA